AUGAGAAACAAUGAUAAGUUAUUUCAACAAGCGUUAAAAAACUUUAUAAAACAAUGCUCAUCAUUUAAAUCGGGGGAGGAGAUGUUACAAAAUCUCACCACCUUUCUAGUUACUCUCAAUGAAUAUAUUUCAAAACUUGAUAUUCCAAAUGGAGUCAUUUCAGAUGAUUUAAACAAACUACUACUCGAAUUUUCAGAAAGUUUAUACUCAAUUAUUAAGCAAACAAAUGGAGAUUUCCUUGAUAAACAAUUUCUUUUGUAUUGGAAAAUUACAAUUUCACAAUUACUAAAAUUCACAAUCAAAAAGGAGCUUUAUUGGAAAUUGUGUCAGAUAACUUUUUGGUGUUUAACAUAUAAUACUUCCAAAUUCACACCAGUAGACACAAAAGCUUGUAUUUCCUUCUUUUUGGAUGAAAAAACACUAAAUAUUGACGAAAAUUCAAACAUGCUCGCAUUGGUAAAUAACUGUCUCUCAGAAAUUCCUUAUGAAUCCAAAGUUUUUUGGUGGAAAAUUUUUUGCAAUACAAUCUUACCAUUAUAUCUUGAUUUUGAUAUCAAAGCUGCAUCACUCGCUAAAGUGCAAACACAAAAAGUACUACCAAAGAGAAUCUUAAGCGUUUCUUGUUAUUUUAUUCAUUCAAUUUCCAACGAAAAACCAGAUAUUCGCAUGUUUGACAUAUCAGAUUUCAACAGUUGCAUUGCUGUAUCACUGUUUAUACCUCAUAUUAUAUAUACAGACAGUGAAAAAUACAAAGUUUUGAUUUCAAGCAUUGCAAAUAAUCUUUUCCCAGGGGAACUAUCAGAAGAAUCUAUUUCUGAGCGAAACUCAUUCUCUUUUUCACGAUCUUUGUUUUAUAUCCCAGAACAAUACACAAAUCAGUUAUUACAGAUACUUCCGAAACUUUUUAGUCUAUCAAGAGACUUUGUUUCGCAACUGAUUGUAUUGUUACUAAGAGAUAUCUGUACAAAUUACCCUGAUUUUGACAAAAUUGCGAUUCCUCUUCUUAGAUGCAGAUCUUUAUUAGAUCUUAUAUAUCAGAUGAACUUGAAUGAUCAGUACUUUAUAAUUAUUUCAUCACUUUUCUUUUUUAUUGCGACAGGAUCAAAAUGUUCAAUUCAACUAUUUAGAAUUUACUUUGAAUUCACAAUGUUGUAUAAAUUGACAUCUGUGGAAUGCUGGAAAUACGUUUCCGAUUCAGUUUCAUUGCAUCCAGAUAUAAAAUCUGUGGUUGAUAAAUUUAUUACUCAAUUCGUUGUAGCUUCAGCAGGGAUUAUAUUUGGUACUAAAAUAAUCAACUUUAAUAUACCAAAUAUCGAUAUGAAAAACCCUUUAUUGCUUGAAAACGAAAUUACAAAUUCUCCUGUUUCUGUCCUUCCUUAUUUCACGAAAAUGGAUUUCAUUUGGUGGCCAUAUGAAACAUUUAAGAGCUACAUGAAAGGAAUUCUUAAUGUUUUCCCAAUUUCUGAAAAUCUUCAUGUAAUUUCUGUCAUUUUUACCAUUUUAUUGAGUCUUUCGAAGUUAGUUCCUUAUAAUGACACAUCUAAUUUCUCCGAUUUCUGUGAAUUUCUUCUUUAUUCCGUUCCUAUUGAAUUAAUCGAUGAAAAAUUCAUUGAAACCGCCAUUAUAUUGCUUGCAAAGGUCAAAAAUCCAGAUCAGAAAUAUGUUUCUCAUAUAACUGAUGUAUUUAUUCCACUUGUUUCUGCGAAUGAUUUUACAAUUGAUAUUUUGAGUGAUUUGACACAAUCUAAUUCACCUGAAAUAGGCCAGAUUAUAAUCAAAUCAGUUGAUAUAUUGAUAUCAAAGAAGAUUAAGAUAGAUUCAAUGAAGAAAAUCAAUAUUUUAAUUUCAUCAAUUGCAAUCUCACAAGAAAUAGCAGAAAAAGUUCUUGAAUAUUGCAUCCAUAACUAUUCCAAGGCGUUUUCUGUCGGAUUUAUCAGGAUUGGCACAAUUUACGCUUUAUCUUCGAAAACUCCAGAAAAAGCGUAUAAAUUAAUAACGAAACCUAUUAAUGGGCGCAUGAGUUCUGAGGUGUUAUGCCUAUUUUCCAUUCUUGCCAAGAAUGAAAAAUCAAUUUUUUCAGAUGAAGCUUUAAAGAGACAAUUGAUACAAAAUAUAUAUGAACAGAAGGAUAAUAUACAAAAGUUCUCAUUAUCCCUCCUUACUUUUCAAGAUCUUUCGGUUUUUUCGAACCAAAUUUCUGAUUUUUCCAAUAGUUUCAUCAAAAAUCCAUCACAGGAUAUCCAUUCUCUCAUUGAAUUAACAGAAUAUUCAAUUAUCGACGCGUUCGACCACCAAAACAAUGGAAAUUUCAUUGAAAUCGAUAAAAUUGAAUCAGAUCAAGACAAUUUUCUUAUAAGGAAGAACAAUUUGUAUGGAGAAGUUGAUAUUAAUAUAAAACCAAUUAAGCCAGAACUUUUUGACCAAAAAAUCGAAAAUGAUUCUUGGAAUUCAACAGAAAAACAUGAAAAAAACACAUUAGAACAUCAAAAUAGCGUUGAUAAUGCAUUAAAAUCAGCAAUAAACACUAUUCCUGACCAGAAAAAGUAUAAUCCUUCUGAUUUUCAUUUUAAUGACGUCGAAUUACCAAAAAUCGAGUUGGAAACCAACCAAGAGAUGACGCAAAUCAAGAAAAUAGGUGAUGAAGCCCUUAAUUCCUACUAUUCGAUGCUAAAAGCUUUUUCAGAAAAAAGAGAUUUGACAGGAAAGAAAGCAUUUGAUAAUUAUGAGGUCGACAUCAUUAUUCCUCAGAUAAUAUCACUUGCUUUUAAAGAUUUUCUUAAUAAAUUAGGCGAAAAAGGACCAAAUUCGAUCAUUUACACCGAAUACAGGUAUAAAAUCACUUAUCACCUAUGUAAUACUCCUUCCCAGUGCAAAUCAUCAACAGUUUUGAUGCUUUGCUCUGAUAAAAUCCAAGGAUUUAUUUCAUCAAAACAAAUCUUUCUCUGGGAGCAAGGAAAUUUGAUUGGAUUGUCUUGUGCUAAUGAUAAUUAUGGUAUUUUCAGCGGAAACAUGUUAUUUACACCAGAAACACUUGCCAAGUUAUUGCCAUGGUGUAUUGCUUAUAAUGAUGAAAGCACAACGAAGUCAAAGAGAUAUGAAAUAUUAAAUAAGUUUGUUUGUAAGUAA
This is a messenger RNA of Trichomonas vaginalis G3, 3126 nucleotides long. RefSeq lists its product as uncharacterized. NCBI's taxonomy places the organism in Eukaryota, Parabasalia, Trichomonadida, Trichomonadidae. The coding region runs from base 1 to 3126 and encodes 1041 amino acids. The transcript has a single exon. The record is from RefSeq and is a predicted model, not a curated record.